Molecule: messenger RNA, 1022 nt
Organism: Paramecium sonneborni
Lineage: Eukaryota; Ciliophora; Oligohymenophorea; Peniculida; Parameciidae
Source: the annotation of a GenBank genome assembly
AUGAAUUGUUUUGAUUCUUAUUGUCGUCAAAUUAUUAGACCACCCCGUAGAUAAUAUAUGAUCAGCGAUUUAGGUAAUACAUUUUACAAUACAAAAAAGGACCAAAAAUACGAUUUCUAUAAACUAAAGCAAUUGUCAGAGUUGAUUUUGUAUUUGAAUCCAGAAAUAUAUAAUUGAAUGCAAGUUAUUUUUUAACAAAAGCAUAAACUCAUAGAUGCAUGAUUUACUUACAUGGAAAUGCAAGUUGCAGAUUAGAAGGUAUUAGAUACGCUGAAAUAUUGGCUUCAUGGGAUAUAAAUUUAUGUGUCUUAGAUUUUGCUGCUUGUGGUAUGUCUAAAGGUGAUCAUAUUACUAUGGGAGUAUAUGAAAGUUAAGAUGUUAUAGAACUCAUGAAAUAUAUUGAAAUCAAUUUUGGAAAAGUAGAUGAAUUUAUGUUAUGGGGUAGAAGUAUGGGAGCAGUUACUGCACUCCUCUUAACUGAUUAUUAAAAAAUUAGAACUUAUAUCAUAGAUAGUGCUUUUUCAGAAUUUAGAUAAUUAUUGUAAGAUAUAGGGAAUAGAUAAUUUGGAGUUUUUUCUUUCAUAUUAUAUCUAGCUAUUCCCAUUUUAAGAAGAAAAAUAAUAAAUCAAGCUUAAUUUGAUAUCAAUCUACUUAAUCCCAUUGAUAAAUUAAAAUAAAUUAUUCCUAAUAAAAAGUUCUUUUUUGUUGCUGGCAAAUCUGAUACUCUCAUUUCUUAUUAAUAUACUCUUAAAUUGUAUGAAAAUUGUUUAAUGCCUAAAAAAUUAGAUAUUUGUGAAGGAGAUCAUAAUUCUAAUAGGCCAUCCACCACUUUAUAAAGAAUUAUUGAAUUUAUCAAUGAAGCAAAUGAUUUUAAAUCUAACUAAGAAUAUUAAUUUAAAAUAGAACCUUACUUUAAAUUUUAAUAUCCCUAAUCCUCAGAGGAAGAGGAAGAACUUAAAUUAUAAAUUUAACUAUCUGAAAUUAAAACUCCUCAAACAAAACAAUAAUUUAUUAGUAGCUGA